GAAGAAAAUCCUUCAGCAGGUGCAUAUUUACAGGGUAUAGACUAUGGACGUUGGGCCCGUGCUUAUUUCCCAGGUAUUCGAUAUAAUAUAAUGACAACAAAUAUUGCUGAGUCGUUUAAUGCCUUAGCACGACACGCACGAAAAUUACCGGUUAUGAUGCUACUUGAGUUUUUGCGUUCUACCAUUCAGAAAUGGUUUUACUCUCGGCGCACUAUGUCAGAGGCUUCUACUAAUAAACUCACUCCGUGGGCUGAGGAGAAAAUAGCAGGUCAUAUCCUAAAAUCAGCUAACAUGGUUGUCAAACCAAUAAGUAUGCACCGAUAUGAAGUCCACGGUGUGGCCCAAUCGAUCGCUAUAGUGGAUCUAUGUGCGCAGGAGUGUAGCUGUAAGAAAUUUCAAUUGUCACAUAUUCCGUGUACACACGUUGUAGCCGUGGCUAGGUUUCAGAAUCUUUCGGAUUGUUAUCAAUGGGUUAGUAAAUACUAUUCAACCGAAUAUUGGCAAGCAGUAUAUCGAGAGAGUGUUGAACCACUAGGAGAUCCUUCUGAAUGGUUACGUCCGGAGAAUCUUCCCGAGAUCCAGCCACCUCUAAUACAGAAUCGUCGUUCAGGCCGACCGUCAGAACAAAGAAGGAGACCAUCGCAGGGGGAGGAAGUACGUCAACCUGUUUGUAGUCGGUGUCGCGAGCGUGGGCAUACUAGACUUACUUGUGCGAACCCUUUAUAAUUGCGUACAUCCAGAUGUUUAGGAUGUGCAAUUUGAGGAAACUGGGCACUACAGCGCAAUUUGAGGAUAAUGGGAACUAAGGGAAAUUAUUUUUUCUGUUUGGAUGUAUCAAUAGAUUUGUUUUUAUUUUGUAUUGUUGUGUAAUGAUAUUUUUUGCAACAUUUACUUUGUUUGUAUCCAAGGGAAGAUAUACUAGGUGUUUUUGAAAA
Molecule: messenger RNA, 935 nt
Organism: Mangifera indica (mango)
Lineage: Eukaryota; Viridiplantae; Streptophyta; Magnoliopsida; Sapindales; Anacardiaceae
Exons: 3
Coding region: 91-726 (211 amino acids)
Molecular function (GO): zinc ion binding
Source: RefSeq, a predicted model, not a curated record